Molecule: messenger RNA, 783 nt
Organism: Candidozyma haemuli
Lineage: Eukaryota; Fungi; Ascomycota; Pichiomycetes; Serinales; Metschnikowiaceae
Exons: 1
Coding region: 1-783 (260 amino acids)
Biological process (GO): anaphase-promoting complex-dependent catabolic process
Cellular component (GO): anaphase-promoting complex
Source: RefSeq, a predicted model, not a curated record
AUGUUUGGUCUGCCGACGUUCACCAUCGAUACAUACAAUGAAUGGGAAGGUGUAAACCGUGCCAGGCCUGUUCAUCUCGAUACAGAUAGUCGCCAGGGAAAUCUAAGUCAUUCAAGACGAAAUGGAGGCCACCUGAUACAUUCCAGGAAGGAUAUUCCCCUGGCACCGCCGUUGGCUUCGUACUUGCCUAAUGCUCCAGGACCCAGUGCUUUCCAUGAGGAAUACAUGAUGGGAGGGCAAGGAGGAAGGAUAUCGGGACAGAACGCUUCUUCUGUUCUUACUCCAUCGAUGGCUAUGAAGUUGGAUAAACUACGUCUGAUACGUGCAACUGGGUACUAUACGCUAGCGCCUAUAGGUAUCAAUAAGACCAUGGCUCAGUUGGACUACGAAGCUCAAGAAAUGGAGGAUGAAGAUUGCAAUGUGGCACAAGCCGAAAAUCUGAAUGCUAAUGUGUCUACUUCUAUUUAUCAGGAUGCACCUUCGGGUAUGCCUGAUGCUAGUGCUGAACAGGAUCUAGAUGCUGAUAUUGAGGAUGCUGAUGCCUCGGGCAGUUUCCAGGCAUCGUCGGACCUUUCUGAAGAUGAAGCUAAUAUUGUUGGUCAAAGCGACCUUCGCGAUGCUGGGCCAGUGUCCCACGACUCUAUGACUGAUACUCAGGUUAUCUCUGCUGGUUUGGGUAGAUCUGGGCCAGUGACGAUCCUGACAGAAGAUACCAGUGAAACUUCAGCACCUCUUCCGAAUUGUGAGGCGUCAGAUGUGGAUAUGGUCAUUGAGGAUGAUUAG